ACACGUGAUCGGACCUCACUUGGACGAUGGUAUUACACUUGGUGUUCAACACUUUAAGCCCUGAUGUGGGAUGGGUGUGAAGCUUAAUCUAACACCGCACACAGGCCACCGACCUGCCUCAUGGCAUGGCUCAGAUCCAACUCAUUUGUUCGUUCCUUAGCGAGACCGGGUAAAACCUCUCUACAGGGUGUUGAAGAUCGUCCGCGACGAUAUUAUCGCAAGGCCGAGGUAAGCCGUCCACCGUGACGCACUCCAAUCCGUCUUCCACGACGCGAUCUCAUUUCCUCUUCCACGAGGCCGAGGUAAGCCGUCCACCGCGACGCACUCCCAUCCGUCUCCCACGACGCGAUUUUGUUUCCUCUUCUACGAGGCUGAGGUAAGCCCUCCCCGCGAGGCACUCCAAAUCGUCCACGACGAUACUAUUCGCGAGGCCGAGGUAAGCCGUGCAUCUCGACACACUCCUAUAUAUCCGUCUUCCACGACGUGAACUAUUUGCUCUCGGAUCUAAGCUAGGGUGGGCAAACGGGUCUAGGUACCGUGAGUCGGAACCGAACCGACAGGUUCGGUCCGGGUUAGGGGCGGGUCCUUUUUUUUAAAAAUUAUAACGGUCCAGGUCGGUCCGGUUCUUAUACGUUUUAGGACCGGUCCGGUUCUCAAUUUUAAAAUUCUUCCGGACCCGGACCGGCCCGUUAGUUAAUACUCCGUAUUAUUAUUAUCCGUAUCACUCAUUUACUUGGGCCAAAGCCCUACCCAAUCUCCCAACUCCCAAUCCUUUUGGUCUUUCCCAAAGCCAGAACUUCAGAACCCUUUGCAGCGCCUAAUUUGUGAAUCGGAGCACAGACAGAGAGACGGACGAGCACAGACGAUGAGACGGAGCUUCCGAGCAUAGACGAUGAGAUGAAGCUUCUGAAGCGCUGCGUCGACCGAGCACAGAGAUCGCAGAGAAGCACUAUGCGCUAAUCCCCAUGUUUGUUCAGCUGUCCGGACACCACUGCUCACCUUAAAUCGCCUUCUCUGGUGAAUUUUGUCCCGUGGUAGCUCUUCACAUCUCAUCUCUUAAUUGAAAUAUUCACCUCUUCAUUUUCAAUUUUUAAUUUUACACAACCAGCUGUAUUUAUCAUCAUCACCAAUUUCACCACCACUUCUCUAUUUUUGUGUUCCAUCCUCUCUAUUUUAUUAUGAGUUAUAGUAAAAAAUCAAAUAUGUAGUAUAAAUUAGGAUUUGUGGACAAGCUUACAAUCUGAAGAAAGAUUCAACUGGUUUGAAUCUCACCUGGGCAGAUUCGUAAUUUGAUUUCAAGAAUGUUUUGUUGGAAUCAGUCACUCACUGUUCAUAGAUCCAAACAGUCUGUUCAACUAUUCUUAAUGUGUAAAGUUACAUAAAUGAAUAAGAAAAAAACACCCAGUAGUUUUCUUUGGAGUAUAUGAUCCUCUCUAUUGUCUAAUCUCUAAAAUUAUUAUUUACUCCAUUAUAAAAGCUUUAAUGGUAGUAGAAGUGUUUGGUAAAAGUAAUGGUGUAUUAUAGACAUUUAUAUAUUUGUUUUUAUUUUCAGGAUUCUACUGGCAACUCUAAUUCAAGUGAAAAACAGUCCUUGCAUAGCACAAUACCUAAUUGCAUGUGAAGGAUGUAGGAUUUUGGGUUUUUUUGGAAGCCAUCUGCCUACUGCCUGAUUGUUCUUUUUGGAACCAUAUGGCAUUUGCCAAAAUGUGAUUGUACUCUUUCCUUUUUUUGUUGGAUGAUCAUGCCAUCAUGGGGGUUUGUUGUACUCAGUUCCUCUUUAUAUGGUGAAUGACCAUGUAUGUAUUACGGAGUAUUAAAUUAUUUGCACUUCUUUAUAUUUGUAAUAUUAGUAUCAUGAAAGUUUCGGACCCGUUGACCCGUGGAAUCGGCCCGUUUCGAACAAGCCGGGUUAGGUCCGGUUUCAAUUUUAAAAUUUUGAAAACCCGUUCCGGCCCGGACCAUUUUAAUAAAAACAAGCCGAGUCCGGUUUAUAGAAAUCUUGGCCCUGACUGGACCGUGCCCACCCCUAGAUCUAAGGCGAGGGGUGCAUCCUCUGUGCCUAUCUCACUUACCCGAGUAGCUCUCAUUUGAAGACCCCGGUCUCACUAAGGAUGACAUCAAGGUUUGUUCUAGACCAGACUACCACACGAUCGGUGCACUUUGCUGGUUAGGCCUAUCUUUUGUCCAAAACUUUGGACUCAACUCAUACGUUGACUUACUUUUCUCGGCCGCGUGGUGACUGGUCUACCCGAGCCCGCGAGCGCCUUGUAUUCUUUUUUGAACUUAUUUUGCAGGUUAGAAGGAUGAGAAGGCCAGGCUCGGCCUCAGCCACCGCGUGAGCCGCUCAAGCUCGACCCCAGGCACUCAAGCUCGAGCAUCAGCCGUUCAAGCUCGGCCCCAGGCACUCAAGCUUGGCCCUUGCCAUUCAAGCUCGGCCUCAACCACUUGGUCUCGGCCUUAGCCACUCAAGCUCGACCUCAACCACUUGAGCUCUGUUUUAGCCACUCAAGCUCGGCCCCGGACGCUCAAGCUCGGCCUCAGCCACUCAAGCUCAGCCCGGACACUCAAGCUCGGCCUCAUCCACUCAGGCUCGGCCUCAUCCACUCAAGCUCGGCCUCGGCCUUGCCCAUCUCGUGGAGGGGCCAGAGACUCCCAUCAGAGCCGAGCAUGGACACUACUCCCCUUCACCUCGGAAUUCUUCUUCGGCUUAGGGAGUGGGGGACUCUGGGUGCUCGGCUCGUGAUUGUUACAUCUCACAUCAGGAGAGGUUGGCGAUUGACAUCUCGACCUUGUAUCAGACCGCAGCAGUCCGUGUCGGCACGCACUCGCCGACAAUCCAUUAUGUCGAACCGCCCUCGACUCUGGACAACGAGUCUAGGCCCUGGGAGACUUGACGAUCACCUCUUUUGAUAUUCACACAAAAGACCUCACACCCUAGCAAUGUUUUCUAGAUCCACUCUGUGGGAUGAGAUGUACUCUUUUCUUGAUCGAGGAUUUUUUCCCAUCCUCAUGGGUUUUUCUUCGGCAAGUUUUUAAUGAGGCAUCCCCUGUGGAGUGGGUCACACAUUGACGGGAUUGUGGGAGGAUGUUUGAAGACGUCAAACGGACUGUAGAUGAUGACUUAUUCAUCCACUCUUUUGGUGAUUGUUGCACUUUGAAUAGCGAACCGACGAUGUAAUUUGUACGAGAGCAAACCAUUUCAAGACAAUGAGCAGAUUAUGUGUUUCUUCUUGUCUUUCCAUUUUGAACAGCGAGUUGGCAUUACGUUUCUGACAUGUGGCGUUGUUUGCCUUACUUCACCGUGCUCGGGACAGCGAGUUGGCGGUGCACUCCAGACAGCAAGGAAGACGGUGUCCUUCCGUGGUGGAUUUUUGUUCUACUUCCACUUCACCUCGAGUUCCUCUCGGCUCGGAAAGUAGGGGACGCAUGAUGGAUACCCUGGACAGGGGGUAUCCGGUCUUUGUAUAAUAUUAGUCGGGGCGGUCCAGUUU
This is a messenger RNA of Cuscuta campestris, 3491 nucleotides long. The record is from the annotation of a GenBank genome assembly. Lineage: Eukaryota; Viridiplantae; Streptophyta; Magnoliopsida; Solanales; Convolvulaceae.